GGUCAUAAUGUGCAAGAAAUUCGUGUGAGAGCACUGAAGAACAUUUUGUUUAAGUUAGACCACAAGCUGGUGUGUGCAGCAGAUCUGGUUCAUGAAAGGCAGCUGUUGAUAAAUCUAUUGCAAUGGUUUAACUUCCCUAACCCUCCACUAAAGAAGGAGGUUUUAAGCAUUCUAGAAACUUUGUCCAAGGUAAGUGGAAUAUAUGUAGGAACUGACUACAUCAGAAAUUAAUUUAUUAGGAAUGGGACAAUGAUUGUUUUCAUUACUGCCAUGUCAUAUCAUCAUCAUCAUCAUCAUCAUCAUCAUCAUUGUAGGAAGUUGGCUAAGAUAGUGAAGACAUUUCUUACAUAUGAGAAAAGUGGCUUACCAAUGAUGUUCAAAGGUAAAUGGAAGUUCCUUGGAAAGCCAUUCCUAAUGCUCCCAUUACUGCCUUCAUUUCUGUUGUAAUUUAGAUUAUUAUUAUUACAAAAUUGACCCCCUCUCUGCAGGCUAUAAAUUGGAGAGUUCAAUAUUAUUAUAAUUUACUCAUUAUAUGAAGCACUUUUAUGUACAGCCGUAGUAACCUGGUAUUAUUAUAUUAUUUUGUUCUAUUAUACACCGUUCUAAGACUUACAUACUGUUAUUUCAGCCUGUCUCUGGUGCAGAAGGUUUGCUGAGUAUUGGUGCAAUAGAGUUUCUGUCACACUUGAGACAAGAUAUUGAUCCUGAAUUGUACAAGAAUGUUGAUAAUGUGAUCCAUCAGCUGCUCAGCUUGCCGCAAAAGGAUGCAGCAGAUCAAGAUCAGUUGUGUUUAUACAAGGAUCAUGAAAACUCUGUCAAGAAUGAUCAUCAGCAGUCUUCCGGUACAGGGAGUGUUGAGUUCCUUUUUCUGUAUUAUUUUUAAUUUUUCAAAAAAUUAUAUUAUUCUACUAAAAAAAAGAACACAGUUUUCUAAAAGAAUCUACUCUUGAGCUAGCCUGUGCCAGAGACAAAACCAAACCUCUUGGUAAGUCUGACUUCAUGCCAGCAGCAAAACCCUUGUCCCGCAUCUCCAGCUUUGCACCAGCAUGAGAGUAUGCUACAUGGUUGGUCUGUUUAAAAAGCUGUUGUUGAUUUGCCAAUCAGACUGAGGGGAAAUUUGAAACGUACUUUCGAUAAUUUGUUGAAUCCAUUGGGGGCCUACAACAAGGAUCAUGGCACUGCUUCACAGACUUUAUAGCUCGGGUUAGAUUACAUCUGCAAAGCAGGCUACUCUUGCGCAUAAAUGACAAAAUCUACCCACAGAUCAUUAAAACUAAAAUGGGUUAAAAUAAUGAGAAAAGACUAUUUUUAGCAUUUUUGAUUAACAUCAUUUAGACCUAAACUACCCAUGUUUACCCAGUUGGAACUGUGUCCCUUGCACCUUUUGUAACAUAAAUAAUAAUACAUUUGAAUCAAUUUGCAUUGUGACUAAAAUGGUUUCCCUUUUUGCCCAUCAUACUUUGCAUCAACAAAGUAGUUUUAUGGGAAGGCACACCUGUUUCAGUUUUCACUAUUUGUCAAGUUUAAAAUCAAAGUUGGACCAAUGGUUUCAUGCUGAUACAGUAUGAGGCCUUAAAAACUAACUUUUAUUUUCAGGCUUUUCAAACACUGGGCAAAGAGAGAAGAUAUUGCAGACAAAGUCAACAUCCUCAAGUGCACAGCUGGCACCUUUUGGAGAUGGUUUCCACCCUGCUCGUGGGACAAGUCCUGUUAGAGGAUUCUUUGAGGAAAGAGAAGGUCAUGAUACAACUCAAAGUAGUCUGGUUUCUUCUGUGAAAAUGAGCCAUAGUACUGAAACGUCUUCAAGUAAGCAGUACACAGUUAUUUAUUUAGAAUUUAGCUCUUAUGUGGGAUCUUGUGUUAUAAUUAUAGAGGGUGUCGACUGAGAAAUUGGUCAAGUGUCGGUCACCGUAAAUGUCGAUAUAUUAGCCAAGUAUCAGUCUAAUUGUUCACACUUAAGGACACUAUUUUUGCCUUUCCCACUAAAGACAGGACUACCAUUUUAUGUGGUCAUCUGAGCCAUGAGACGGCCUAGCUGUUUGCAGGGUGAAGGUAGAACCUUUGUCUCUUAGUUGUUUUAAGACUGUGGGUAUUGUUCCAUUCCUUGGGAUCAAAUCUGUAACAUCCCGCUCUGUAGUCAAAGGCUCUACUGACUGAGUUAGUCCUGCUGCCUAAACAGCAACCUCCUUUGCCAUCUUCUUUCACAGUACUGCUUCUUUGUCUGUAAUGCCUUCAAUGGUCUAAGUUUUACAAAAGGUAAGUUCCCACCUUACUACUUAAAAGUCUGUACACACAAGCUGUCAUUUUAUUUGCAGGAAUGAGCUUUAGUGACAGCAAGUCAAGCCUGACAUUUGUUCCUUGGCUCUCUUUGUCAGCUAGUGACAGACAUAUUCUGUCAGUGACAGCGAGCCGCCUACAGAGUCGCAGUUUUUCUCUGGUGUCUAAGUCCUGUGAGUUUCUUAGAAAUGUGCUGUUCAAAGAUUUUCCUGCUGAAAUAUUCCUGCACAGACCAAAUGUGCUUCAGGUAAAAUACAAUAAUAUUAUUUAUUUGGUUAAAUGUUAUUAAAUUUUAAUAAGUUAACCACCACAAAAUUCGUGGUCAAUUGGUUCAUGAGCUUAGCAGUCAAGUGGUUCACAAGCUUGGUGGGCAUCCAGCAGUCAAUCCCAUAAGUGCAGGCUCACAUGGUACGUGGUAGCUUUGUCACUACUAGGAUUUUUGAGUUCUUUGUUGAGUGUUUGUCCAGCGGUCUAUGGAGCGGUUGCUUUAGCGUCUUCCCCUCCUCCCAUCCCUUAUUUUUCUUCCUUCCACUGUUUCAUCAGUGUGACAGGUGCCUGGAAUGGGGACUCAUGGCUGGGUUGUGGGGAUUUGCCACCCAUGGGGGCAGUAUUCUGAUCACAGUGGAAGCCCCUGGGUAUCCCAGGCAUCCACCUUCUACUUAAGUGAGACAAUUGGUUAAAUUUAUUUUUUUAUAUGACAUGCUUUAUUACAUCUUUUCUAAUGCAACUACAUAGCCUCUACAUGACAGUUAGGACUUUGCAGUGUAACUACCAUUGGUAUUACAUUGUAAAAAUGUUGUCUCAGGUUUAAACAACAUUCAACCUGUUAGGGGUACACGUAGCUUCUUGAGAGAGUCAAUAACCUUCAUGGUAGCCUAUACUAUAAGCUGACUUGUGGUUUAACCUGACAGUGGCGUAUCCAGACCUUCAGAUGAGGGGUGGGGGGGGGGGGGGGGGGUUGCCAUCCACAACCUGGGAUAAGGGGUACCCAGUUUUCAAAAAAACUUUUUUUCAGCCUUUUGGGCCUCAGUUUGGUGUAAAAAUAAGCGGGGGGAACGGGGGCCCCAGACCCCCCCCCUGGAUCCCCCACCGCCUGCGAUUAUCUCUUGGAGUUGUUACUCGAUAUGAGUGGUGUUUGUGUGUAUUUAUUGUGUUUUUGGUUUUCUUGUGGUGGAUGUGGCGAGGAGGUCGGGUGUUUGGUGGGUUGGGGGGGGGGUGGGGGGGGGGGGGGGUGGUGGGUGGGAUGGGGGGGGUGGGGGGGUGGGGGGGGGGGCGGGGGGGGCGGGGGGGGGGGGGGGGGGGGGGGGGGGGGUUGCCAUCCACAACCUGAGAUAAGGGGUACCCAGUUUUCAAAAAAACUUUUUUUCAGCCUUUUGGGCCUCAGUUUGGUGUAAAAAUAAGCGGGGGGAACGGGGUCCCCAGACCCCUCCCCUGGAUCCACCACUGCCUGAGAAUGAAUGUUACCCACAACAUUAUCACUCAUGGAAGUAAUACAUCAAGAAACAAAAUGUACAUGUGACCAACCAGCUGAGGUAUAUAGAGCCUUAAUUGUAGGGUGCAAGAAAGUAGUAUAGAGAAGUUUACAUGGCCAGUUGGAAAAAGGGGUUUUCUCCAAUUAAAUCUUUCUUCAUCCGACUUCAAAUUGGGCACUUACAUGUAUAUUAGAGAUGGACUGUGAUGAUUAUUUCCAACAUGGUGAUCAAGCAUUUCAUAAAGGCAAAAGAAUAACCUGCUUGUUUGAUUGUUUUGUUCACUUUAGUCUCUCUUGGAGCUUUUACAAAGCAAGAUUCCUAUAGAUGAUGACACUAGUAUUGUCCAUAGUGCCUUACAAUGUCUCUGUGACUUAACUCACCAUCUUUAUGUAAGACUCACUGCAGUGUCUGAUCCAGUGCUCUUCUGUCCAGAUCAAGGUUUGUAAUGGAUAAUUUCUAACUUGAAACUUUGAUCAAAACGGAGAGCAAAACUUCCAUGCAGAGAUGCACAAUGUGCUAUCUUUUAUGUUGAAUUUAGAAACUAAUGUUAACAAAUGCUGCCAACAUGAAAGGUGGUGAAGUGGAGACUAACAAACAAACUUUUACUGUUGAUAAAAACAACCAUAUUUUAUUCUGUGCCAGAAUAAGAAGGGUAUUAUUGAUUCUGAAAGCUCACAUGUUUUUAGCUUGAUUUUGUUAGCAUAACAUUUUAAAAGGGGUUCUGCACAAUCUCUUUGUCCAUUUUCUGUGACAAGCUUAAGGUGCUUGGUUGAAGAAAUAUGUGCAAUAUAUUAUUAUUCUAUGUAAAACAUUACUAACAUUAUUUUACUGCUGAUAAUUUCGACAGAUUGUUGGAAGUACAGACACAUUUCAGUGUCAGUUGAGACAAACAGUCAAGGUACUGAUCAGGAAAUGGCUGAACACGUCAGGGAAACUGGGGAUGGAGGAGUCGACAGGUGUUUAAACCAUUUAAAUGUUAAGAACUUAAUUUUGCAGUCAAUUUAUGCCAUAGCAGAUAACUUUGUAAGAUAAACAGUGUAAUAGUACAUUGGUCAACCCUGCCGUUCCUCAGCUGAAACAUCGCCAAGACAGACACUUAUAUUAGUGGCAUUCCCAACAAUGACCAUCUUUAAGAGGGACCACUGUAUUUUUCCACUUUUAAAAUUAUACUUUGGCCAGAUACAGCUCAAAUUUUUGUUCAGAGUUACCCUGCACUAUGAUAGGGUUAUACCUAACUCAGACACUCCCUUUUUAGUACCUUGAGUCCUCCAACACAAAGUACGCACCCUAGAAAGGGAGCCCUGGGCAACGUCCUUUGAAUAACCAAAGGUAACUGAAAAAAAUGGUGUAAAAUCCAACAUGGACCUUUUCAGCCCUGGGUGCUCAAAGUUACUUCCAACAUUGUCAAGUAGUGCUGACUGUGUAACUGUGAUACAACUGUUUGCUUGAAUUCUAGUGAGGACCAGUCAAGUUCCAAUCUGUCUGACAACAAAGCUUCUCAAGCAAGUGAUGAUGAUGAUGAUGAGGAUGAAAUGGUGACAGAGGCGCUUCAGUUUAACCAACUGUCCUUGGAGGAGUAUUGCGUGAUUCUGCUUGCCAGGGUAGUACCCAUGUUCAGAGGUCCCCUGUGUGCAGAAACAGGCAUCAUUGAAUCUGCUGUUAACUUGCUCCAUGGGGUUUUGAGUUUAUCAAAGAGAGUUUUUCCUCCUGAUCUUUGGAGGAGUGGAACACAGUUAAACUCACUAAUGGUUAGUAAAAAAACUGUUCAAAACUUUCAACAUUUUUUUCUUCAUCAGAUACUGAUAAGGGCUCAAUAACCGGUCAUUUUGUGCGUCUUUGUUCCUUUGUUUGCAUCAUGUUGUUUGGAGGGGUAUGACUGGGCUCCCUCAAAUGGCUGGAAAUCAAGCCAAGUGUUGAUGUAAAGGAGGGUUUUUUUGGAAGUUUGUCAGACUGCUGUGGGCUAUAUGGUAGCAACAUUUAUUUCAAGCACUUCCUGGGUUGCAUUCCUAGUAACGUAUAAAAUCCUGGGUACAUAGUAGAUACUUUUUUGCUAAAGCUAUGAUUUCCUGGUUGCCCGGAGGCAAGGUGUUGAGUUUCCAGUGGCCACAAGGCUCUGCUAGAGUAUUGCCCUGAAAUUACCUCCUGAAUAACUGAGACUACGUGUAGUGCUAUGACUGUUGAGGGCUACAUGUAUGUGAAAUCAAUUUUGCUCUCUCUUGCUGUUGUUUUUGUCUAUCUAUUUAUCUUGUUUCUUUCAUAUUCCAGGCAACAUCACUUAUAAAUAUUAUGAAGGGGUUGAGUGAAGGUAUAACACACCACAUGAAAUUUUACAUCCAGCUUUUCCAAGAUGAUCAUAGAGAAACAGAUACCACACCAUCCAAGCAAAGUCUACCAAUACACAGAUUGACAGUGGUAAAUCUGGCAACAUUCCUUAUGCAGUUUCUUGAGAGCUUGAUUCCCCUGGAAAUGGUAAGCUAGAAAGUUGUGAUAGUGCUGCAAUAGUACAUGUAGCAAGAUGAUAUUAAGCCUGCUAUACAUGUGAAUGAAUACCGUGUUCUCUAUGCAGGCAGUCUGACAUCUGAUCAGUCUUUCAGUCAUGGUUAAGCAGUGAUCAUUCAGUGUUCAAUCUAGGCCUCGUUUUUGCGUUUUUGACGCGGAAUAUUUUUUCUCACUCAAAAUGAAAUUAUCUUGGAGUCAUACUGAUACAAAAAAAGCAACCUCAUAUAUACGUACUUCCAAAGCAGCAGGCAAUGAUAACAGUAAAAUAAUGUAAAAAAUUGGUGUGCUUACUAGCCCCAUUUAGCAUGCGAAAUGACUGUCAUUUCAGACUACUUGCUUACAGUACUUUGUCAGGCAUUCCACCCAAUUCAGGAGAGACUGGAGCAUACAUUUCAACUUUCUGCAUAUGAUGCUUUGCCAAUCAAUUCACGCUUCAUUUGUUGACUUUUUUAUUUUGUUUUCACUUCAAUAUUAAACAACAACAAAAGAAAGAAAAUAGCAGUUGAACCUGAAAAGCUUGAAGAUAGGCUGGAUGAGGAUGGCAGUGAAGCUGGAGAACUCAGAAAUCUGUUUAAUGAUGUCUGUUGUUCAAGGUUUCAAUAUUAUAAAAGUCUGACCCAGACUAUUUUUGAAAUGACCCAAUUGAAAAUGCCAUGUGGGACUAUGACCCACUUUGACUAUAAUUUCUAGCUUGAACACUGCAUAUUAUAAAUAAUAAACAGCACCAGGCCUUUUAGUGGAACUCAUUUGAAUGUUAACACCACUAAAUCCAACCUAAGUGGAGCACUCAAAAAUUAAUGAUAUGUGUUAACUUAGUUUAAAGAGAUGGAAUAAUUAAUUAGGGAUACUUCCUACUAGCAAACUGCAUCUUUUGUAGGUUAAAGAAAUUGCCAGGUUAAACCAGUGUUUAACCUAGUUUGAAUUAAUUUCCUUUGCUUCCUGGCCCCAAUUAUUCAGAUUAGAUACAGGAAAUCCUUGUUUAACCUGAGAGAGGAUUUUGCUCACAACAUAUCUAUGUCAGUUUUUGUGUUAGAGACGUUUUUGCUCUUUAUUAGAUAAUUAGCGACUCUUUAAUACAAAGACAGCUAAUUGAACUUUUUGUUAUAGUCUUCUAAAGUGAUUCCUUCUGAAGUUACAACAGUCCUGUGGUUCCUUUCCAUGGAUGAACUCUUGGCUAUCACUCACUGUCACCUACAGCCUGUGGCAAUGAAAUUCCUGGCUACUCUGGAUCCUUAUUCUCACAAACUCUGUCUUUUCACCCAAGACAUAUGCAAGUCAAUGGCGAGCACAUGCAAGUUUUUGAAGACCCGUAGAGUCAAGGUGCUUUGUACUGAUUGUUGUGUGUCCGUACACAGAUCCCAUUUUUGAAGACUGAGGAAAGGCCAGUUAGAAACAAGAGGAAAAGUGGGCCUUGUUAGCUUCCGCAAAAACUUCCGGGACUGUUACUGGGGAUGCGCCAGUCAGCUAUUGGCCAAUUUGUUUUACCUGUCCCCAGUAACACUCCCAGGGGCCUAUUUCUCGCAAGUCCCAGUAACUUUUUGGGCCCGAAAUCAAACAUUCAAGUCUAAAUUUAAAGAAUAAGAGUGUGAGUUCAGGCUAGCAAACUACUCCAUUUUGUUUCACUAACUGAUAGUUUUAUCAUGUUAGAUGCAAAACUAUUGAAACCUCGAUCUUUUAUGUAAACGGAGACAGCUUACCGGGCCUGUUAAUUAUCGGGACUUUUAAGAAACGGGCCCCAGAAUUCUUUGAGAAAGUUAACUUAGCCCAUUUUUCUGCUCAAUUUUAAAGUAGCGAGUUAGGAUGCAUAUUUACUGGGGAACUAUUCCCAUGAGCUGCCUCUGGGUCUUUGAGGAUGACAGCUUUUUAAUAUCAAAGCAAGCGGAUGUUUCAGCCUAAUUUAUACAAUCUGCAGUUUGUUAAUACUUUUAAACCUAAUAGUGGCCAAUGUAACAGGUGCCCAAAAAUUCCAAAUUUCUUUUUGUUUAAAAGAAUGUAAAUGUUUUAAGAACUAGCACUGUGCUCUAGCAGUGUCUUUUGGUGGCUGGUGCCUUUUUUUUGGUCUUGGGCAACUGGGAAAUCCUCUAUUUUUUUUUCUUAGAAAUCAUAAGCUGGGCACCCUGGAUUUCACAGGUUCAGAGCCCUGGACUCACUUCAUUUUUUCUUAGAGCACAGCCUUGAAGAACCAUGCAAAAGCUCUGUCAAAGAGGUUUUAAAUAGUAACACCACAGGAUUUCAUCCACAGAUUACUUACAUGUCGGAGUGACAAAUCAUCCGGCUGAUAACUUGUUUUCGGGGUGAAAGGGUUAAUCAAGGUUGUAUAACCCUUCAAGUCCCAGUAUCCACAAUGACAUGCAAAUUCUGUCCAUACAUUUCUUUGAAAAAUUAGUUGAUAGAAUUUGUUAAAAGAUCAAAGCAUUUUCCCCUUUGGUAAUUUUUAUUGAUUCUCGCAACCUUUCUACAUGAUUAUGUAUUGCUAUUGUCAGUAGAAAACUUAUUUUGGUCAUGCUUGUGACUCUAGGGAAUUGAAAGAACAACUGUAGUAGAUUUGAUCACGUUAUGCCAUUGGCAACAACAGAAAAUUAAAAUAAACAAAUGAAGCUAAAAUAAAAGAUGAAUACAUUACUACACUGUAGUACAGUGUUUUGGUUUUCACACUUCUUUUUCUUUCAUAGGAAUUAAGGAGCUCUCUAAAAGAACUGUGUGACUUGGUAGAAAUGUCUGUGUCUAGCGUGACCUAUCACAAACACUCAGGGUUUAUCUGUGAGGCUGUGAAGAUCUGCAGUGAUGUCUGCAAUCCAGUAACUGGGGCAGAUGAAAGAGCCAUUCCUAUUUGCCACAAGAUAGUGUUGCAGUUGCUUGCACAUCCUGAUCCUGAUGUCCGAUUACAAGCUUACAAAGAGUCUCUGAAUCUAGUGAAGGAAGCCUGCAGUGUUAGUCAUGUUACUGAACCAUUGUCCAUUAUUUGUCAGAAAGCUUUGUUUCUGUUGAACAGGGCUGUGCUGCAUCAAAUCUGCUGCUUUGGAGUUUAUGAUGAAGAAGGGAAGGUAUGAUGUGUACGGUAGUUUCGAAAACGAAGCACUCGAAAACGAAGACCGAAGCACGAAGCACCCAAAUCUCGAAAACGAAGCACCCAAAACUUGAAAACGAAGCACCCUAAACCUUCGAAAGCGAAGCACCCAAAACUCGAAAACGAAGCACCCUAGAUCGAAAACGAAGACCACAAAAUCUCGAAAACGAAGCACUCAAAUCUCGAAAACGAAGUACCCAAAACUUGAAACCACUGUAGGCUGUACGUCUUGCAUGACGCAAUCCGAAUCAGGUGGAGGCAGCGCAGCGGAUGCGUCCGCACCUCCAAAGGUCCACAAAAUCCAUCCCAAGGUUUUAUAAGAGCCUGCCAACUGUUUAACUGAACGUUUCUAGAUGGGAUAUAGUGUAUUAAUUUUAUUAUUGGUCUCGCUAUACGUGAUACAUCUUACCUUAAUAUGCGUUUUUUCGGUACACAUGCAGGGCCGUAGCCAGGAAGAAACUACAACCGAGGCGAACACACGGUCCGUUGUACGAAAUCAGCCGUAUGAAAUCUUCUAAUAUUAUCAGUCUGAUAAAAAAAAUAAAAAUCGACAGUAUUUGGUAAAUUUUGCCACAAGAUAGUGUUGCAGUUGCUUGCACAUCCUGAUCCUGAUGUCCGAUUACAAGCUUACAAAGAGUCUCUGAAUCUAGUGAAGGAAGCCUGCAGUGUUAAUCAUGUUACUGAACCAUUGUCCAUUAUUUGUCAAAAAGCUUUGUUUCUGUUGGACAGGGCUGUGCUGCAUCAAAUCUGCUGCUUUGGAGUUUAUGAUGAUGAAGGGAAGGUAUGAUGUGUACAGUACAUAUGGCUUAUUCUCUGGGCAGGUCUUUUUCAUGAAUCAAGGUAGCUCAAACAGUUAUAGACCUGAUAACUUAUAACAAAAUUGUCACUCUUCUUACCACCUACAUGUCACUGAUCACUUGCUACUGAAACACCACUGACACCACUGAAACACCUGCCUAGCAGCACAUUGUGAUUUUGAUCUUUGUUUUUGAACUUCUUUAGCCAUUUCAAACAUUGUCCGUGAUUAUAUUGGUAUGACUGCCAUAAAUCUACUACCAGGAUCUCCAUCUAUGACGGCAAUUUCAACCAUUACCAGCCUUAUUGCACACCCUUGACAUCAUGAUCACGGUCACCGUCUCCAAUCACCAGCUUGUUAAUUUCAGUUGCCACUGCUACAUGCAUGUGUUUUGCACCUACAACGGUAGCUUUUAUCUCUCUAAGCUCCUCUGUUUCUUUGAAAGUGAUCACUAUCAGCUCACCAAGAUCAGAGUCAUCCUGUUAACUAUGGGCCUUCAGUUGAAAUAAACAUUGUUACUGUUGUUAGAAUCUUGAUCGCUCUCAUCUUAAUUAAUCAUGAUCAUGGUAUUGCUUCAGCUGUAUUUACAUCAAGGCUAUUAUCAGCACAUAAUGAUAGUGAUCAUCACAUUGCAAUCUUGAUCAUCUCAUCUGGUUGGAAUAAGGUUUCUGAUCAUUAUGUAAGUUUUGCUGAAGUGUUACACUUACUUUAAAUUCUGCUUUUCACAGAUCAGUGAUUUAGCUUUAGAGCUCAUCACUACCCUGCUUCUUGGCCGUCUAAGCAUGAGCGGAGAACUUUGGAAGAAGUUACUAGAUGGGUUGGUUGUUUCUCUACCUCAGCUUCAAGGUUGUGUUCUUAUGGAUCCUGGGUUGGACCAAUGUAUACUGGAGCUUGUAGCUACGCAUGGUGUUACUGGAGGACAUGUAUCUGCUGAGGGAGACAUAAUAACUUUACCAGCAUUAGACAGGCUGAGAGGAGCACUGAGACUCAUGUUUGUCACUGACUCUAAGCUACGGACCAAAGGCUUUGAGUCAGUUGUAUGGAGUCUCACAAAUGACGCAAGUCGUGAAAAAAGAAAGAGCUUGGUUCAUGGAAUCCUUGCAGAGAAAGCUGCAGACUUAUUUAUCGUGGAUCAGAUUACCUCUGCUGUAAAUGCACAUGUUCCUGUAUCACAUACGAGUGUGGAUACAAGUGAAGUUCUUAACCUACAGUCCAUAUUGGCUUCUUCACCCCUAGAUGUGGCAUUAAGGAAGUCUUCGGCUCAGCAGCUAGCCGUUAUUUUACAAGGUAUGUGCAACAGAUAUCAUAGAUUAAAAAAAAGAUGAAGAGCAACAAUGUUUCAAUAUUCACGACAUCACUAUGUUGAGUGAUAAAUGGUUACUAAAAUCAUCUGUUAUCUUAAAGUUUUGUACUGUAAUCCUUAUGAAGGGUGACUGUAAGCAUGAUUCACAAAUUGCUGUCAAUUUUAAGCAAAACUAGUACCCCUCUUAUUGCCUGUCAGUUUUUAUUAAUCUGCCAUCCAUUGAGAACUCUCAUCAUUAUCAUUACUGCACUUUUCAAAAACACGUUAAUUCUGAAGUUCAAAACCCAACUGAUGUUUGCAUUUUUCGCUGCUGUCAAUCAUCUCAGCUGACCUCUUAGGAACAGAAGUUUACUUCAACGGGCUCAAAAGGUCAUGGUUCGUGAUUUGUGAUUGGUGGAUUUCGAUCUGUUUUGCAUUUCUCUGUUUCAAGGUUCAUUGCUUGGGAUUGUAAUUAUGAUUGAUGGCAGAGAAAAAUGCAUUUGUGAAGGCGGCUUUUGAACUUCAGAGUUCGCGUCUUUUUGAGUCUUUUUUUAGUCUCAAAAAGUCUGAGAAUUUUUAGCAUUGUAGUAUCGUAUUUGUAGUAUCAUAUCAUAUUCUCUCCCUCACUGCAAUGUUCAAUAGUUCUCUGCUUCAGUCUUUUUUGUGACUUGCAUUUUUUUAGACUCACAGUGGCACGAACCUCUGCUGAAGGAACACACAGAUGAAGUGUGUGUAGCUAUCCUUUUAGAAAUAAUGGAACAAGAUGGCCCACUACACUCUUCAACCACACCAUACCCAAGGAUGGAACUUGUACCUCCUUGUUUGACCAUCCUACGACUGCUGGCAGAGUACAAUGCUUCCUGUAGGCACAGGCUGGCUACAAAGUACUCCACAUAUACUUUAGUUACAAGGUACAUGUAAGCACUUGGAUGUUUGGUGAUGUUUUAAGCAACUAUCAAAGCAUAGGGAAAAGGGUACUUACAGUGACAAUAAAGAAGAAAUUUUUACAUUUUCAGGUUAUGAAAGCCAAGCUAAAAUAAAACCCUUAAGCCUUAAAACUCUGUGCAUCCUUAGCUAGUUUUCCAAGAACUUGGGCUUAUGACUUCACUGCUCAACUGCACUCUACCUUGUAUCUUCUUGUCUGAGCUCUUGCUCUGAGACAACUGUACAGUGCUUACUUUUGGCACAUAAGAUACUUAAUACUCUUGUUACAAGGUUAACCUGACACUGAAUUUUCACUAUCUUUUUAGAAGUAAUGAAAACACCCAAGUAACUAACAUUUAUACUUACAGUAUCACUAGAGAUGGAAUAUAUGAUUAUAUAGCUAAGUUCCUUGGGCUGAAAAAUACUAUUUAUAGCAAGUGUUUUUGUUAGACCUGCAGUCUACUGUUUGUCGAUGUCUGCUGUUUAUUGUUGCUUAAACCUUUAUGUCAAUUUAUCUUCAUCAGAAGUGGAGGAUGGUUGAAGUCUGAGAUCAUCAACCUUAUUUCAAGCUUUGAGGAAUUGCCUCUCCUACCCACAUACAGGUGUACCCUAUCCCACUGAAACCAUUGAUUCAAAGGGAAUGUGAAUUAUGGUUGUAAUAAUGAUGAUAACAUAAGGGUACGGGGGUUCUCAUUGAGUGCCGGCAACCGGUUAAAAAAACGCCUACUUUGAGGUCUGAGAUGUGUACUUUUGUGGAAAAAUGGGUAAAGUGAGAGAGUGAAAGCCUGAAAUUGCCUACAACACUUGAUUACCAAGCGGCCUACUUUUAUAUCCUAGCUGUCUACUUUAAAACUUAAUGAGAACCCUGGCGGUUCAUACAGCUAUUUUUAAAAAUGAAUCAAUGAUCAGCUAGUUUACAGUAAUAUGUUUUUUGUAGAUAAAUCAAUGAUAAAUACUGAUUUGUACAGACAGAAGGCUUUUGUCAUAUUCUGUUUUUAGGUGUGCUCUCUUAUGCCAGUCCAGUGGUCAAGUUAGGUAUGAGGCUGCUUGUCUGAUGGUUCUCCUGCUCUUUGACGAAGUUGCUAUGGCACUGGGUGACAAAGUUAACAGCAUUCCUUUCAGUUUGCCAAAGUCUUUGGUGAGAAGGUAGGUUUCAGGCUAACUUGUUCAAAUGCUAGGCAGCGCUAUCCACCAGAUGAGUAUUAAGGAAACCAACUGCAUUUAAUGUACAGUGGAUUGUGGUUUAUCCAGUGGAUAACGUUAUCCACAUUUUAGACAACUGAGGCCUGAUGUUAAGUUUGUGGGAGGUGUGCACUACAAAUGACAAAAUUUUGUCUGAAUGUAGCAUUAAUUUUCUUUGGGUUAUCUGAUGCCGUUAAAUAGAAUGCCAUGGUUAUGCUUUUGAAAGCAUUAUCUAUAAAUCCUUCACCACAAAAUAAAGUGUAGACAAUAUUGGCGGCUUGACCAUCCUGGUGCAAGAGCUGUUUUCCAUGUCUGGUUGUAAGGUUGAGCACACCAUCAGAAAAAGAAUCUGUGUAUAGGAGAUGAGCAAACGUGGUGGCCAUGCAAAUGCUUAUAUUAAAGAAGGUACAACACUUGGGAAGUAAUGUCUACUGUAGUAUUCAGGAGUCAGUUUGAUAAAACAUUUACAAGUGUGUAGCCAUUGUUCUAAAACAAAAUUAUUCCCAGAACAGCUUUAUUUUGUCAGUAACUUGUUUUACCUUUACACCUGCCCCUGCGUAGAAUUUAGUCUACAGACUCAAAAAUUACACCUACAUGCCACCUCUCUAUAAUUCUGGGAGUCAAAUGUUUAACUUACGAAAUUUGUUAUUUGCAGGCAAACUGUUCAUUUUAUACCUUUUUUUUAAGGCAGUGUUAAGUGUUUUUAGAGCUAACUAGUUUGCAUUUGCUCCACAGAUAUCAGUUCCCGUUUGCUCCACCUGUCCACACCCCAGUAAGUGUUCAUCAAGUACCAGACUUCCAGCUUAAAGAUUCACUCACUUCAGAACCAGCCGUUUCCAGGCUAAGGCUGGCCUGGAACCUAGGUUGGCAUGAAAAUAUUGAGAACCUGUCUAGAGUAAAAGGUGUGGAGAGCACAAGGCAGUCAGACAGAGAUGUGGGGUAAGGAUAGGAUAUCUUAUUUCUUCAGCAGCUUUUGAACCAAUAAGCUAGUAACAUUUAAACAGCAUCAGACAUCUUGAAAAUGUCGUGUAAUUAAUGCACAUACUUUUUUCUCUUAAUGGAAAGGUGUUUUAUGGAAGACACAAUCUUCAUUCCUUAGCCUCCUUCGGAAAACAAGGUUUCAAAUUCACCAAACACUGACAUUUUGCAAACUGAUAUGAACCUUCAAUGGAGGAUGACAUGGAGCUGAAAGUACAAUUUGUAUGAUAGAUAUCCUAGCCUGCGAACGGCAGACGUUUUUCCUCGCUCAUCGCCGCUGAAGGACGUUUCCCAAGGAGGAACGUCUGCGACUCAGCGACAGAAAUUCCAUACUGAUGACGUAAAAUCUGUCCGGAAUCCGGUCGGAAGCACUGAUUGGUCGACGGAGUAGUUUCAUUGUUUUAGCUAUUGUUUACGAAUGACAGACAAAAGACAAAAGGCGGCAAAGGUCAAAUGUAAACGCGAUGAAUCUCUAACAAAACGGACGAUAUUUGUGGAAUAUAAACUGCUCUAGAAGAAGCAUUAAACAUAAACAUUUAACCCAAGUCAAAUUUAGAAGGAUUUGUGUGGAGUCAUCAGAGUAUAAUUGGGCUAAUAUCUCAGAGACAAUUUGCCCCGAAAUGCUAAUUUUUGGCAAGUAGGCGUCUUGGACGUUGUUCUUUCAAAAUAUCUUGAAAAUCCCACAAUUUCACAAAUUUAAUUUUUAUGACGUCACCACUUUAGAACUAUAUAUCCACAUGAACCUUGUAGGUAUUGGCCAGUAUUGCAGUGGAGGAAUCUUGAUGCAGAUUUACUCAACUGUAGCCAUGUUUCCAUUGCACUGAGUAAUCAGCUGCAAUGUAUGGAGAAUGCGAGCUCUCAUUAUGACGCAAAAGUAGCUCUCAGUAAAAUUAUGGCACACCUACUAGCUGAUAAAGGAGCAAAGCCUGGUGUAUGCCAAAGGCUUUCGGUGGAGGUCUUCUACACCUUGAAGUUGGAAGUAGCAUUUGAAAGGUAUACCUUAUAUUGAUACAUAUUUGUUAACCCUCAGAUAAGGAGACUGAGUCGUGGAGAAGUGAAUGGUGUAACUUGAAACAAAACGUUUGUUGCAUCUAAAGUGAAAGAAAAUUGUUUUGAUGUCAAGGGAACUCAAGUUAAUGUCUUUAUUACACAUGUUUGCUCUCUUCUGUUUACAAGAACAUUUUCCAUUUUAACUGUACCUGUUCGUGAAUGAUGUAAAGUAGUCAUUUUAACUGUAGGCGAUCUUGUUUGCACAAAUUUGAGAUGUUAUUAUCUUCCAUCAACCGUAUUUUUUACACAAAAGUGUCAACCAUCAUUUUUAUACUGGGGUCCACUUUACCGUAUAAUUUACAUCAGUGAAGUGUCUUCUACGUAGAAAUAGUUUUAUGUUUACCUUUGACUUUGUGUCUGGCAAACGUUGUGCUAUUUAUUUGUAGCAUCAACUCUUAGCAUCUUGAUUAGGCAUUGUAUUCUGCCAAGAGUGAUAAGACUUACCUUUUACCACAUAUUCUGAGCUGCAUCAAGGCUGUGCCCAAGAAAAAUUCUAGGGAACCUAUUCUUUGCAAAGCUGAGAUCUCCUAGUCUUGCUGGAUCAGUUUAGGUUUCUGGGGAACUGCGCACCUACCCCUCCCCUAAGCCAUCAUUUUGCCCUACAAAAUUGAUCCAUCUUGCUCAAGAGCAAAAGUUAGGUACCAGGGGCCUCCAUGUGCUGCUAGAGCACAUCCCUGUGCCCAGUAUAAUAAUAUUGAGAUCCUACAAUUAUUCAUUUUGCAAUUUUUGUCUCACCAAAUUUGCUCUUCUGGACCCAGUUGUUCAAAAGCUGGAUAACGCUAUCCAGCGGAUAAAUCUCUAUCCAGUGGAUAGUGCAAUUGGUUUCCCUAAUACUUAUCCACUGGAUAGUGAUUUAUCUGGCCCCGGUUGCUGAAAAGUUGGAUAGCGCUAUCCAUGAUAAAUCACAAUCUACUGGAUAAGUAAUAGGGAAACCAAUUGCACUAUCCGCUGGAUAGCGAUUUAUCCAGUGGAUAGCGCUAUCCAGCUUUUGAACAACUGGGGCCUGGUAAAUAGUACUAUCUAACGUUUGAACAACCGGGGCCUGUAGUGCAUAAUGUCUCAGAGGAAUAGUUGUCCUUUUGACUAUACAGAUACCUUCAGGUGGUGCCAAACAGCGGAGAUGAUGACAGUCUGCUGAUAGAACUGCUCCAUGUGUUAGAUAUUAUCCUUUCCAGUCCUCAUCAGCCUCCAGAGCCUGUGGUGGCCUGGGUAGCAAGAACUGUAUUACAUAGAGAUGGACCACAGAUGACUCUACUGCGAAAUGUUCAAGCAAGUGGUGCAAACUCACACACUGUCUCUGAGUCAAAAAAGUACAGUACUCCAUUUGUUGUCAUGACUGCUAACUAGUCGAGUAGAAACCCAAUUUAGAGGUUAAGCCAAGGUUAAAGGCGAAGCUCCCGUUAGUAAAUUUAUAAUUAACUUCAAACAAUUAACUUGUAACCAUUGCAAAGAAAUCUAUCAGGAGCUGAGCCUGCAAUCAGUUAAAAACUAGUAGCUUGUCAGCGGAUAACUUUAAAAAGCACGCAACCUCAAUGGGUAAACACCUGAGCCCACAAUAUGGUCAUGUGAUACCAGUCAGCAGAUACCCUGUUUUGACAGCUAUCCGUUUACCACAAUAUGGAUGUGUACUAUCAGGUUGCAGGCUCCCACACUAGCUAGAAAGUGUGAGAUUUUACAUGGAUUGUCCUGUGGUGCGGACAGAUGGACGGACGUACAGUCACGUGAUUACCAAAAUUUCUCGGAUAGAUAGAUAACCAAAUUUUCCCAGCUAUGGGGCUCCACUCGAGCGUGCGAACUCUAGCGGAGCUUUAUAAGGAUGACAUUAGCUAGGAAUGAUCAGGCGUAAUACUCUGGGUGUAAUAAAAGUAGUGACGUCCACCUCAAGAAAUGACCACUAUGUCAAAGCUUGACUUUUGCCUGUGACAUGAGAAAAACAACCUGGGUCCCAAAGAUCAGAGGUUAGUUCCACGCUGGCCAGUAAAACUGAUUUGGCAUUGCCUAGAACACUUAAGUGUUAUACUCAUGUGCAACCAAAUUUUAUUUGCAGAGCACUACGUAAACAUCUGCUCUCUUUCCUGGUGACUUUGGUUAAGUGUCUGUCUCAGUACACCAAGGGAUGGAGGUUGGAUAAAGAACGAAUUUUCAUAGGAGACUUAGCUUAUGCACUGGCCCUGAAUCUUGAUUUAGCAGAUAACCCACAGUUUUAUGAUCUUCCAGUGCUUGAGACCUCUCUAGUCUGCUUAGUACAUGUCACCGCCCAGCCUCACUGGAGCUCCUAUUCUAAAUAUUCUCAAGGGAUGAGCCUUUGUCUGCAACUUAUGUCCUCAUUGAUACAGGCAAGUAUUUUAGAUAAAGCAAUGUUCAAGUCAAAAGCAAAUAAGCAUUUGUUAAUUAACCACAGAUAGAGAUCGUGAUUUUGAUCUUUAUUAUCAUCGUCAUCAUCAUCAUCAUCUUCUUCUUCUUCUUCUACUUCUUGUUCUUCUUCUUCCUUCUCCUCCUCCUUAUCACCGUCGUCAUCAUCAUUGUCGUCAUCACCAUCACAUCAUCAUGAUUGUUGUAGUUGUUGUAAUAAUUUAUCGAGGGGGGCCUUUUUCUUUAUAAGCCUCGUGGUUUCCAUGGGCUUCCUUGCCAUUACCUUUUAAAUGUUUAGAACUUCUUUUUUUAUAUACCUUUAUGGAAAAAGAAUAAACUGAACUUAACUGAUCAUCAUCAUCAUCAUCAUCAUCGUGACCAUCAUAAUUCAACUGCCAAAAAAACAAACAAACAAUCCUAGUAGCCCUGCUUUGUGGCAUUCAAUUCAAAUAACAGUUCUUCUGUGAUCUUUAAGGCCAAUCAACCAAAACCUUUUGGUUUGACUCUUCUGUUGUCUUCCUCAGGUCGUUUUAGCUUUCCAUGCUGGCAGACUUGGUGCCAGUUCGUCUUUUAUGGGUAAAGGUGUUACUUAUUAUUCCAGCCUAUGUUUGGCUCACCUCACUCAUGAGAUGGCUGUCAUUGAUCCCACACAAGUAAGUCAUUGUUUGAGUUACUACAGUCUCGGUCAAAAUUGUUGAGACACUUUGUUGAGACAAUGUUGGUGUGCAAGAUUUGGUGAGUCAACUGCGAUAACCAACAUUGGGAGGACGAGGAGACGGGCCAGAAGUGGUAAAACAGCGCUGGGAGGAAGCGUCCCAACUAUUUUUGUGUGAGGCUGUAGGUUUGAGUAACUAUUUGAAGAAGUAGAUUCAAACGGCGGUAGGUAUGACAAUUACUUACUGUUUUUUUUUUUCAUAGAGGUGGGUUUCACAUUGGUUAAGAACUCAAGACCCUCAAGAAGAGCCACUUUCUUGGCUUGUACCUUUGUUGACAGACCGAUGGCCAGAUAUUCGUUGGACUGGCCUUUCUAUCUGUACAAGCCUUGCAGUCAGUGAGCAAGGGAGAGAAGUACUUAAAGUUGCUGGGCAGAAAUUUGUAGGGGGCUUAUGGAACUUUGUGCUUAGCAUUCUGUUGGAUGAAAUGGAAUGUGGUCUUGUUAGACAACAGGUUGGUUUGAUCUGUUGACGUAUUCCAAUUCUUUCUUUCACCAUCUAUGCCCUAGCCUUCUGCGUCGUAGACGUAAUUUAGCCUCGGUUAUUAACGUCUGCGAAGCAGCGCCGAGAUCCUUGUUCUGGGUCCCGUUUCUCGAAAGUCCCGAUAAAAAACGGGCCCGUUAAGCUGUUGUCGGUUGACAUGCAAGAUAGAGUUCAAUAGUUUUGCACCUAACAUGACAAGCCAAUCAUGGCGCGGACUCAAAUCUUGGUACACAGGUGGGGGCCUAAACCGAGGAUUUCGGCGCUGUUUCGCAGACGGGCUAAACCAGAGUCAGCUUCCUCUGCAACGCAGGCUAGCUAUGCCCUUAAAUAACCAUCUUUCUCAGAAGUAGACUACUUUUGCUCUUUAGUUAUCACCUUCGCUCCAAAAUUAAAUAUUUGUCUAGGGUCCGAUUUUAAGCCGUUUGGGUGAAUAAAUUACACUACCCCUAAAUUUAUGGUCAACUUUUCUGCCUGUAUAAUACCUAUUUACUUAUAGGCCUUUAGUUGUUGUUCAAGUGUACAUGAAUUGUUUUCUUUGCUAUUUAGGCAGGCCUACUGUUUUGCAGUCUGGUCAGUGGUCUGUCGCCUGCAAAUGCUGUCACUGAGUCUAAACAACCAGACCAACCCAAGGUAAAGACCUAUUUUACAGUCAAGCCAGGUCAAGCGUACCCUCCAAGAUUCCUGUAAUGAAUUUAUUUUUCGAAAGUUGACUCCGUUGGCAGUUGUAGAUUUCAGAUUCAUCUCGGCAUUCUUGCAAGUGUAAUGAGCCGAGAAUUCACACGCGAGUCAGUCACGAAAUUUCUACCUGCUCAGCUCAGCUGUCAGUUUCCCUGAAUUUGAUGCAAAUGUCUUCUAAGAAAUUUAAUCCAUUCAAAGAUUUUCAAUCUGACCAAAUACAGAGAAGUUCUCGUAAAAUAUUCACUGCUCAUUACGCAUGCAGGAAUGCCGAUUUGAAGUUGACACUAGUUUCGGGAACGACUAAUGGAUUCAUUUUUUCAAAUAAUUAGUUCAUGAAUAGAAUCCUGGGGGGUACGCAUGACCUGCCUUUACUGUAAUUGUCAGUCGUUGUAGAGACGGAUUUAUUGACCAAGUUAUCGCGCUGGAAAUGGCUUAACAGGGUUCGUACAUGUCAUGGAAAAUGAAAUUCUUAAAUUUCAUGACUUUCCAGGCCUGGAAAGUCAUGGAAAAUUGUUUGGUAGAUUAUUUAUUGCAGAUGUCAAAGCAAAGACAAAGAAAGAUAGAGACAGCUAAUUAAAUGUCACGAAUGAAGCUAUUUUGGUGGACACUGAAUUACAUCUGAUGGUAAAAAAUAUCACCAAAAACAAGAAUGGUUUUGAAAAUUUUCAAAAGUGACAGCUGAAACUAAGGUCAUGGAAAAAGUCGCGGAAAAUCGCUCAAAAGAGUACGAACCCUGGUUAAUAUUUUCCCCACGUUUGUAUGAAGCCCCUUGACAGUAAGGCGUGUUCUUUGUUUUGUUUUUAGAAUGGCUCCAAGGGAACUCAAGUUGUUCUCUCCUUACUUGAUCAAUUCAAGUUUUUCCAGAAGCUCUUUAACAUGCUCUCCAUCGGUACUUUUCCAUUGACGGACUCACAUGGAACAAACAGGGCCUGCCAGAGCUCGGCCACAGCGUCCAUCUCAUCAGGCACCGAUACAGACAUUCCUUACAAGCCCCUUAGUUCAACGUCCCGAUCCCAAUCACAGCCUGGCAGUGUGAGCUCAGAGGCCCAAACAACUACUACUGAAUCAGCUAAUGGAAAAGUUAGCCCAGGAAUCUUCUCUGUUGCCUCGCACACCUCUAGUACCAUGCUAUCAGGGGUGUCGUCAUCCGCACCGGAAACACAGCUCUCAAGGACACCCACAUCACUGGUGCCACUAAUUAAUGAAAGAGGUCUUCCAAGUGGGUAUGUUCUUGCGUACUUUCCGACUCACAGGCUGGCUUAAACAGGAUUUAUUCCACGAAUUGGCUCGUUGGACCCCUUUCUAAGAAUGUUAAAGGUCUUUUUUUUAGAACGGAGACGCAAAGUAUUUUUAGUUUUGCUUAACGUCUGCCUCUUAGCACUGUUCUCUUUAUAGAUCUUAAUCAACUGUAAGCACAGAUUUUCAUCGAGUGGUUUCAGCAAAAACAAGUCAGCCUUCCUUUCUCCCUUUUCUUUUGAACAUGUGAUGAUUAGUUUAUUUGAAUCAAAUCGCGAGCCAAAAAGUUGUUAAGAGUAAAGAAAUGCAGGCCUCUAAAGACACAGGUGUGCUUUAUGAUAUUUUUUUUUGUUUUACAAGCCAAAGCCCCGAGGGUGGUUAAUUCCAACAGAAGACAACUUUAAGAAUGACCUACAAUCCUAGAUAAAAGUCCUCGGGACAGUGAUGUAGUAUUCAUAAUUUUCUGUAAUUUCUUGGUGCUCUCAUAAAACAGUGCAACAUUUUUGAAAAUAUCUGGUACUUUUCUCUUUCCCCACCCCUUCCCCUUCCUAUACAAUGUUGAAACUCGGCGACCAAUGUGGACACACGCUUCCAACGUUGUUUUUGGGGUGGGGGAGUUGGGCAUGUGUAAUUUGGAAAAAAGCCUCACAAAUGCAAAUGUGUACCAAGACUUUUGUUCAUGAUUGUAGUUAUACCUGAUCAGAUCUGUUCUGUUGGUUUCAGUAUGUCCAGUGCAAGCAGCAGCAAUGUGAGUAGUUCAGCAGGUUCCACGGCAUCAUCAGGAACUACAUCAGUUUGUACAGGAUCCUCAGUCACCCCAGGACUUAUUGGUACAAUGGCGCGCCUGUUGCACAACGUAGUCUUCCUGUCUCCUGGACAUAUUAUUUCAGCUCUUAACAAGGCUGAGAUUCUGAACUCGCUAAUUGAGUAAGUAUUUGAAGGAGAAAUACACUGGACUCGCGAUUUUAUCGAAGGGCGAGAAAACUUGGGGUAAAGAUACAUGUACCUUGUUAGACCGGGGAAGGAAUGUUUUCAAUCAGUUUAUCAAGAGGUUCGAGAACUUAUCAGCAAGUGCAAUAAUAUGAUUAAUAGUAGUCAUCAACAACAUUGUCAUCAUCAUCAUCAGCAGCAGAAGCAACAGCAACAAACAGGAGCUCCUGCAUCAACUGAAUUAUUAUCUAAAAUGUUGUCAACUUAAUCACCAAUGACGUCAUCAACAUCAUUAUCAUCAUCAUCAUCAUCAUCAUCAUCAUCAUCAACACUAGCAUCAUCGUUUUUGUCAACAUAAUCAUCACCAUACCUUGUCAAUAACCAUCUUUCUCCUGGAAUAGUCUUUCAAUAUUAUGUAUCAAUCAGAUUGAAUAAUACAUUCAUGCACACAAACAGCACUAACUUCAACCUUUUGGAGGCGGCUACCUCCUGGAAGCAAGAGACGGGAUGCCGACGACUACCUCUCUCCGGCUCUGGAUUGAUAUGGUCUCGGUUUUAUGGUCUUUUAGCAUUAAACGUUUCCCUUUUUGUCCACAGCCAUAUUGAAUGCUCAAGAGUGCAAAGCUUCCUCAGUGAUAAAGACUCCUUGCCUCUGUCCACUGCAGCCAGAGUGGUUAUCAAGGAAAUACUCUCUAUGUACAGCGAUAUUUUGGCGUUCCUUCACUCUGUUGUGCAACUGAAUACUAUCAUCUGUUUCAAUUUGCUGCAAGACCAGGAAGCUCUUGACAGGAUUGUGCGGUUAUUUUCAAUAUCUUGCCCUUGCGCAGGUUAGCUCGUCCUAAUGUACGUCGCUUGUUUAAGUGUCACAAUAAGGAGCUAGGCAUCUAAUGCUUAAUUGGAUCAUUUUAAGAUUCUUAGAAACUAGCCACAUAACCUGCGAUUCCAUCCACCAGAGUGACGAUGGGUACCUUAAAGUUAUGAUGCCCACAUAAAGUAAUUCCUUAUUCCUCAUCGAGGAGGGACGGCAGUGAUUAGCGUUAAAGCACUGAAAAUAUUGAUUAGGGCAUUGACUAAAGAGAUUAGGCAUUGACUCGAGAUGGUUGUUAGGGUCGUCACUGUAAAUCUGUAAUUCAGAAACGUUCUGGCCAGAACGUCCGCCAUGGUGUAGUGGUAUGGACUACAAUCCCUGCGCUCUGAGUCGAUUUCUAAUAAUGCCUUUUUAAAAGUUUGAAGAGACUUAUCAGUGGUACUGAUCAUUGAUUCACAGAUGACACUCUUCAAAACCUCGUUUACGCUGCAUGGGAGAGUGUAUGCAGGUUCCUGGUUACGCUGCUGCAGAAGCAAGGCCAGUUGUCUGUUCCUAGCGUGGUUGAAGAGACAGUGUUUAGCAACUGGAGUUUAUUCACAGGUAGAUUAUGAUAAUGAUCUUUAAAUUGACUUCAGCUAAAUGGUCUGCAUGAAUUAACAUUUUACAGCCUUCUUGUGUCUGUAUACACGACCUCACUUACGGCGGGCGGUGUUGAGAAAAGGGUGACUUCCCUCUUUCUUGUGCAAGACCAAACUCUUACACAUAUGAAUGUGGGAACAACUUUUUGUGAUGACAAUAACCCGAGAUUUCUCGCUUUCGUCUACUCUUCAGGUGUGUUCAAAAGCUCCCUUAGAGAAAGCAAAUCCCCCUCCCCCUCCUCCCUAAGAAAUUUACUGCUGAAGCUCCUUGGUCUUCUUCUAACUUUGGAGGGCAAACGCUGCACUAACGGGAGAGGCCUGAGUGAAGAAAGAGGCGAUAAACCAGCAAAAAUGAAUCGCUUGAAUCGCUUAUUGGACACCAAGAUAGACCGUGCUCGUGGAGAUCAAAUGGACUCAUUAAAAGGCAACGGAGGGCAAAACGAACCUAAUGGUGAAAGCAAUGCAUGUACUGAGUCUACCGGAAGUGAAAUGUGUAGAGUUUUGCUUGAUGUUUAUGAACAUGCGCAAUCGCGGAGUGUAGGGGUCCCAGAUGAAGAGAGAGGCCUGGUGCCUGCAGUUCUCAGCUCUUUAUUGGCUCUUAGUAAGUCAGCCAAAGAUACAGCUUUACAAGGUGGGUAUGAGUUAAGAGGCAAAAAGGGGCACGAGUUUUUUUGUCGAGUAUAUAACUUAGCGCGUGCUCCAGUAGUUCAAGACUUUACCAUCUCAGCUUGACCUGAGCGUUGAAGGGUUGUUCGCUGAGAAGGGAGAGUAGGGGGUCAGCGCAGACAAACUUCAGUGUUAAAAGAGAGAGUACCGUAAAACGUUAACCAAUCAUAAGAGACGUAGGCAAAUCCAAUAAGCCAAUCAAAACCAGACAAUAAAAUACUUGCAUGUAGCUGCGUCAAGGGUGGGAAACGUGCGCUUGCAUGUCUACACUGGCUUCAGGAUUGCUCAGUUCUAAUUGGUUGACAAAUCAAAAACUGUGGUGACUGAAAACUACAGAAAUGUAAGUUUACUAAAAAAUACUUACUAAAAAAUGCCUGUGACCGUUUUUAGGGAUAGGGACAUUGUUUGGGUCAUUCAUCUAUUGUUUCGUUAGCUAAUUAAACUACUCCUUCUGAGCCAGGGAGCAUCGUGGCGCUCCUCAAAAACUCUACCUUUUCCUUCGCGGUCAUAGUGAUUCUUUCGUUAUCUAUUAUUUAUUAGUUUGCGACUUUCCAACCAAAGACUCUACACAGGGAAGCUUGUGUACACUAAAAUCGGUAGCAUUGAAGAAAUCCGCUGGGUCAGACAUUUUUACUUGGGAGAAUUUAGCCGCAUUGUGACCGCUCUCUUCUAUGCCUCUGUUUCCAUUGUAUUUUUCAACACAAAUGAAUUUCAGUAUUAAUUUUUCUUCAGCUGGUUUUGUUGAAACCUCGUUGGAGCACAUAAAACACGUGCAUGUCCAGCUAAACAUGAACUCACUGCAGCUUGAAAAAGGGCCUUCAUGGAAAGAGAAGGUAGGAGAACAUGCCCGUUGUCUCACGUUUUCCCGUACACUUUUUUUUCUGCUAACCUGCUAAAAAGACUAGGAUUGAGUAUUUAUUCCUGGAACGCGGAAUCAAUCUUUCCGUGUUUUUUCCCAAACCGUUGAAUUGACAAGUAAAGUUAUGGAAGUUUUCCUCUUUGAAUCGCAGUUAAUCUCGGGUUUAAAACUUCUAAAACGUUUUCCUUGGUAAUGAUAAUUCUCUGUAGGAAGAUCCCUUGGUAACAGAACUAAUGGACGCCAUUCAACUUCUCAGAAACUUCAUCCAUUGUAGUCCAGCAGGCAAGGUAAUCUGAGUUUUCUUUCUUAUUUUUAAGGUUAAUCUACCUAAACUACAAGUGAGCGUCCUUGAGCUUUUUCAAGUUCAGCUAUUCUGCGGUGGAAAAAUUACCAGAAUGUUCUCCUUCUGAAAGAAUCGUUAAACUUCUCCAUAGAGUUCCUAGUAUGAAACAAAAAGUUGACUGGAGAUGCUUAGCUUUAAUUUCAGCUCAGUUUUGUCGCAAAAUUGUGGAACUCAAUGUCAACUGGCCCCUACAGGGUCUUUAUUUCUUUAAAGAGGAUGGAAAGGAUAACAGGAAAUGCCCGUUAAGAUACAAAGUUAAGGAAACAUUUCAUCCAGCUACUAUGUAACCAUCAGCUACUAAACAUUUCAUCCAGCUACUAUCUAACCCCUAACCCUACCCCUCCCCUAACCUAACAUUUUGCGCUAAGUAAGAAGUAAAUGUUAGUGUUGGUUUAGGGGAGGGGUAGGUGGGCAGUUUCCCAGAAACGUAUAACGGUCCUUUUUUUCUGUCCAGACUGCUUGUUUGGAGAGUGGUAUUAUUGAUGUGCUGCACAAGUUAUGGUCCUGGUGCACGGUGGAGCCGCGUCUACUUAUCGAGGUGUUACGUAUCUUAUCCACACUGACAGCACAAUUCCCCAAAGGUGCGUAUUGAGUAAAACUAAUGUCCCUAGUCGCAGUUUACUUUGCACUAACGUUGUUACAAUACUGGAGAGUUUAGAAACAGCAAACGGCAUACUUGACCACGUGACUAUUUUUCCCGCCUUUUUUACGCUGGCCGUUUACAGCUUAAAGGUGAGGGCAUAAAAAACGCGAGAGAAAAUUUACUUCACUACUAUCGUUUUCGGAUACAUUAAUUAUCGUGUGAGCUUUUUGUCGUUUUCUUGAUGCUGAUUUCCCUUUUUAAGUGAAUACGCGUUUUUUCAAUCACUCUCGCGAUUAUUCGACGUUCUAGUUGCCGUGGCCGUCGUGGCAUCUUAAACUCCCUGCUAUUUCUUUCGCAGCAUCAGCAUAUAUCGCUGGCAGCUCUGGCGUCCCAGGAAGCGUCAGCCGCACCGUACAAAGCGGGAGCACAUUUUUGCACAGUCUUAUCAAGCUGACCAAUAAAACAAACAGCAAGCUUCAAAAUUUCUCCAGCCCAGAACUGGACACUCAUCUUGCUGUGUUAAGGGCCAUGUUUAAUCUGUUGAGUAACUUGGCCUUAAGUGCUGAAUGCAGAGGAGUCAUGUGGAAGGUAGGAUGUUGGGCAUAUCAUGUAAAUAUAUUUACUUACACCGCAUGACAUGGCGCAGUUCCAAUUAAAGACGCACACGCGCGCUUCUCUUUCUAUGGACCUAAGUACUUGCUGGUAUUUUUCCUUUGCGUGCUGCGUAUAUUAAUUUUUUUGCUUUAAUAGUAAAAUAGUAAUACAGUCAACACUCGCCUUGCUAACAGUUUUAUUGGCUGAAAAUUUGCUCCAACCAAUCAGAAGCACUACCCAUAUAUGGGCAGUGACGCGUCGUCAGUGUAGAAUUCCUGCUGUUCCCCAGACGUCAUUUCACGGGGAAAACAGUAGUGGCGCCGCAAAAAUGUCGGCUGUUUUUAUUUUCAGGCUAGUUCAUUAACUAAUGGCAAGAAUGAUUGCUUCAUUUGCUGAUUGAAUAAAAUUGUCUUGUUCAAACACCCUGCAGACAAACUUUCUCCAGCCCUUCUCCUCUUUGAAGCCUCUCACUAGUGGAACCCACCCCAAGCAGAGAUCAGUGACCCGAAUCGUGACCCUCUGUUGGCUCAGCUUACUGGUGAACGUAACAUUCUUCACAGAUGGGCAACAGGGUGUGGUCAAGACUCCUGGGGUAGUGGAGGUGCUUUUAGAACUGAGUGGAGCUCAGAACAAGCAGUUACAAGAGAAGGCCAUACUUGUGCUAAGGAAUUUGUGCUUUCAUGGGGCCAGCAAACCUGUUCUUUUGGUGAACGGUAAGUGAAGACAGAAGACAAGUUGCAAACUACGGGAAAAAAAUUACGUACAGUCUAGGCUUUUGUACCUCGUUCUCAAGGCGCUUUUCCACCCGCUUUCACUAAAAUGCGCCCGGGACGAUGAUGAGACGGAAGAAUCUGGUCCCUACUUUUAAAUCCUCCGGACAAGCGAGAGUAUUAAAGUACUAGCACUAGCCCGGAGGAUUCUUUUUAAAGUUACUUAACAAACUCUGCCUUCAAGCGGUAGUAGAAACAACUUUAAUCUAGUGACUCAAACAUGAAACUUGUGUUGCACAUUGCCUUUCUACCAUGGCCCGUUGGGAGUUUGGUAAAUUGUCGACAUCUGAACAAAACUAUGUUUUAAUCACUUGAUACAAGAGACGAUUGUCUCAAAACAAUAUCCUUUGUGAGGUGAAUGUCACACGUGCUGCACAUAUCAUGACAAUAAGGGUCUACGAAGUGGAAACUAAUUUGUAACGGCGUGGAAGGGUGGAAAGUAUUAGUUAACCGGUGGACCCCCAUAACAAGAAUUCAAAAUUUGCCGUUAAAUUAACCUUUCUUUUUCAUGUUUGUUUUCAGAGAAACUUCUUUCUCUUCUCGUGGAUUUUACCACGGACAGCUCCAUUUAUCUCAGAGCCUUGUGUUUGUCUGCUUUGUGCUCUCUGGUACACAACUGCCAAAAGGUAACUUUGCAAUACUUUCUCGUGGUAUACCUCGAAAAUUCCUCGAGUGCUUCGCUGUAGUAGCAAAGUUUUGUACACAUCAUAAGUUCAGACGAAGUUCUCGUCUGUGCUCAUGUUGUAAUGCCGAUGUUACUCAAGAUGUUUCACUUUUUCUUAGUGGAUUGUUUUGUCUUUUUUGUUUUGUUGCUUCCAGGCCAAAGUUUCAUUGAAGAAGACAGGAAUAGUAAAGAAACUUGAAGAAAUAAAGUCGCGCACAGGUUUGUCACAGGGUAACAUCUUAAUUCGAGUCCGUAGUAUAGUUAUGCAUGGCAUAUAUUAACAUAAUUAUAAUAGGGACUUUAAGGCUAUAUUCACUCUACACCGUGUAGUGAUAAGUGAUUUGACAUUGUUUUUAUUGUUGUUUCAGGGGGUGAACAAGCGAGCAUAGAAGAGAAAUACAGCAAAAUUUGCUAUGAUAGUGUAAAUACUUUACAAAAAAUGUUCUCCGAGCAAAGAUGA
Porites evermanni is the source of this 28304-nucleotide messenger RNA. The record is from the annotation of a GenBank genome assembly. NCBI's taxonomy places the organism in Eukaryota, Metazoa, Cnidaria, Anthozoa, Scleractinia, Poritidae.